CUCUGCGGUCAGCUGUGUGGUCACCAGUGCCGAGGAGACAGAGCCGAGGUAACACAGUCACAGGGAUUUUCUUCGUCUUUGACCUCUUUUGGAUAAAAUGGCAUUCGGUUUGGAUUUUAACGUUUCUGAGAUGGACACUGUUUACUCGGGACAUUACUGGCCCAGUGCGUGCUUGGAUUUAAACAACAGGGACGAUUACGCACAGGAGUCCAACAAAGUGCAUCAUGAGGCUGCGACACAUCGGAAGAGCUCGGACACCCAGCGCCGCAGGAAGCGCACGACUUUCAGCAAAGUGCAAGUGAGCGAGCUGGAGAGAGCCUUCGCUGUCACACACUACCCGGACAUCAGGAUGAAGGAGGCUCUCGCUUCCUUGACUGGGCUGCCAGAGUCUAAAAUCCAGGUCUGGUUUCAAAACCGACGGGCACGGUAUUUCAAGAGCAAGAAACCAAGCAGAGAGGUUUCCAAAGGCUCUUCAGAGUACCAUCACGGUCCACAGUUCACCUACACUCAUGCUCUCAGUCCAUCACAGCCCCCGAUGCCUCAGGAUUUAUCUCCGAGUCUACCUUCUCCACCUGGUUAUUCUGCUCCAAGUCUACCUCAGUCCUCCCGGCUCUCAACACUCCUGGAGAGUCAGAUUAGGUCUGAGCCCACUCAUACAUCCCCCUUUUCAUCCUGCUGGAAUGGACAAGAUCGAGUUAACCAGGACUUUCACUACCAAACCCCAGACUUCACGAGUUACUGCCAGGAUGUUUUUCCACUGAGUGAAUGGGAUUUCACAGAGGACUUUGAGGCUUUCAUUGGGGAUGCAUGUGAAGCCCUGCAGCCUGUGGGAAGCCGCUGUGCUGCAGUGGACGAUCUCUCGCCCGUCUACAGUCAGCUGGACCAGCAGCAGGUCUUGUCCAGCCCUGAUGACCUGUCUGACCUGUGUCUCCAGGACCUGGGCGACUUCAACCUGUCUGAUUUGGACAUUUCUGCGACCAUGAUUGAUUAUAUUUUGGGUUGAACAUUCCAAAAAAAAGAAAAAGUUUGCAAUGUAAAUAGGUUUAGCUAUAAUAAGAUUUUAGAUAUUUUUUAUUCAUA
This is a messenger RNA of Solea solea (common sole), 1080 nucleotides long. Its product is annotated as retinal homeobox protein Rx2-like. Gene Ontology annotation, molecular function: RNA polymerase II transcription regulatory region sequence-specific DNA binding; DNA-binding transcription factor activity, RNA polymerase II-specific. Bases 98 to 1003 code for a protein of 301 amino acids. The transcript is spliced from 3 exons. The record is from RefSeq and is a predicted model, not a curated record. Lineage: Eukaryota; Metazoa; Chordata; Actinopteri; Pleuronectiformes; Soleidae. Gene Ontology annotation, biological process: regulation of transcription by RNA polymerase II.